Molecule: messenger RNA, 1113 nt
Organism: Eimeria mitis
Lineage: Eukaryota; Apicomplexa; Conoidasida; Eucoccidiorida; Eimeriidae
Exons: 2
Coding region: 1-1113 (370 amino acids)
Source: RefSeq, a predicted model, not a curated record
AUGGCUGUUUGGGUAGGAGCAGCAAACGCAUUAAUAGGAAACGAUAUUGCGAGAAGAAAAGCAGACAGAAGAGACACGCUGCUGCUGCUGCAGCAGCAGCAGCAGCAGCAGCAGCAGGAGGGGGAGGAGGAGGAGUGGGAGGAGGAGGAGCAGCAGCAGCAGCUGUAUAACCAACUAAAUAAAAGACAAGCAGCAGCAGCAGCUGCUGCUGCUGCUGCAGCAGCAAAAUUCAGAAUGCCAACUGCAGCAAGAGCUUCUGCUGCUGCUUUUGCUGCUUUUGUUAUCGAUCGUUUGCUGCAGCUGCUGCAGCAGACUGCUUCCUCUCCUGUUCGUCCCCCGCAGCAGCAGCAGCAGCAGCAGCAGCAGCAGCAGCAGCAGCAGCAGAAAGGGAAGGACACCAAAAAGAGGAAGAGAAAAGAGACAAACGAGCAGCAGCAACACGAGGAUGAGAGUGACAAUGAGUCUGCUGCUGCUGCAGCAGCAGCAGCAGCAGCAGCAGCAGCAGCAGCAGCUCCUGGUGAUGCUGCAGUAGGGUUUACGUUUAGCAGCGAAGCGCAGCGGCAUACAGCUGUGUGUCAGUUGCUGCAGCAGCUGCAGCAGCUGCUGCAUGCAUUUAUAAAGAGAAAAGAGCUGCUGCAGCAGCAGCAGCAGCAGCAGCAGCAACAGCAGCAGCAGCAGCAGCAGCAGCAGAAGGGAGAAGAGAAAUCUGUGUAUUUUAUAUUAACACAAAAAAAUAAAAUAAAAACAAAAAUGCAACAAAUAGAAAACAUAAUGGGAGACGGAAAAUAUAAAAAAUAUAUUAAUAACAUCAAUGCUUUUCUUGAUCGUGUUGCUGCAGCAAAUACAGAAGCAGCAGCAGCAGCAGAUGCAGCAGCAGCAGCAGCAGCAGAAGGUGCAGCAGCAGCAGCAGAUGCAGCUGAAGAUGCAGCAGCAGCAGCAGCAGCAGCAGCGAAGAAACGGGUGAAGGAGACGAGGGAUAUCCCCAAGAAAAAUGCAGCAGCAGCAGCAGAAGAUGCAGCUGAAGAUGCAGCAGCAGCAGCAGCAGCAGCAGCAGCGAAGAAACGGGUGAAGGAGACGAGGGAUAUCCCCAAGAAAAAGAAAAUAAAAAAAUAA